GCAGACUUUAGGAGUUAGUUCAUGUCAAGACAUCACAUCUAUAAAGAUCCAGACAGAAACAAAACAGAAAAAACAGAAGUGGACAUUGUGAUUUUACUUGAUUGGAGAAGGCAUCACUGAGAUAGCACCAUGUCAGAUGAUGGGGCGAACAUCACCUUCACCACCCCGGAGUAUGACUAUUCACAUUACUAUGACUAUCAGGGCGUCGCUCCCUGCAGCUCCGUCAGUAUGAAAUACUUCAGCAGGUUGUUUGUGGCCAUUCUCUACAGUCUGGUUUCCAUCCUUGGCUUCAUAGGUAAUGGCCUUGUGGUGUGUGUCCUGGUGAAGCAUCGCAACCAGACCAACUUGACAGACAUCUGCCUCUUCAACCUGGCUCUCUCUGACCUCCUCUUCGUCAUCGUGCUGCCUUUCUUCUCUCACUACAUGGUGGUCGGCCAGUGGACCUUCGGAGAUUUUAUGUGCCGCCUCACCACUGGCUCCCACACCGCUGGCUUCUUCAGCAGCACCUUCUUCAUGGUCGUCAUGACGCUGGACCGCUACAUGGUCAUCAUGCACGCUCACAAGAUGGCGGGAUAUCGCACGAAGAGGGCAGGCCUUAUUCUGACUGUGUUGGUUUGGAUUCUGAGCUUGUGUGUCUCUCUGCCUGCCUUCAUCUUCACAAAGGUGACAGAUGAGUCUUAUGGGUACGGAUGUACCGACUCCCCAGAUAACGAGUACUGGACAAAUUACGACCUGUUCACAACAAAUGUACUGGGUCUUGUGAUUCCCUUGCUGGUGAUGGUAGUUUGCUACUCCAGGAUCAUCCCCACGCUGGUGAACAUGAGGACUGCAAAGAGGCACCGUGUUGUCAAGCUGAUCAUCGCUAUCAUGGUUGUCUUCUUCUUGUUCUGGGCCCCAUAUAACAUCUCCCGUUUUUUGAAGUUUCUGCAGUCUAAAAAUAUGAUAUCAUCCGAUUGCACCUGGGACCAAAACAUAACACUGGCAAUAGCAGUGACUGAGGCCUUUGCUUACACUCACUGCUGCCUGAACCCCGUCAUAUAUGCCUUUGUGGGGCAGAAGUUCAUGAAACGAGUCUUGCAGAUGCUGAAAAAGUGGGUACCUGGAAUCUGCAGAAAUUUGCCAGAAAGCUCAUUCAGGAAAAGCUCAAUUCUGUCCAGGUCCUCUGAUGUCACCUCCACUGUUAUAAUGUAGGCAGAAUGGAUGACUGAAAUAUGUUUUUAUCAUCAGCAGGGUUUGACAGCUUUCAUCCAGGUAGCCUCGUUAUUCCUGUAGAUCAUGCGUUCUUCACUUUACAAUGUUUUGUUUUGUUUGUUUUCUACUUUCCACCUAUGACAGUUGUAUUAAUCAGUGUUUUAUUGUUAGAAGCUUCAUAUGCAUCCUUAAACACCUUUGGCAUCAUUUGCCUUUUGUAUUUGCAGUGGAGAAUCUUGUUUUGACUAUAAGCUCCCAUAUGCACAGGUCUGGACGCUGUAAUUUUACCCAGUUAUUCUGCAAAACUGUCAGGUUGCGUACGGACUGUGAGUGAACUGCAAUUUUUCAAGUCUACCCACAAAUUCUCAGUUGAACUGAGGUUUGAGACUCCAAGUUGGCCACUCUACAACAUUCACUUUGUUGUCUGUAAACCAUUUCUGUGUAGCUUUCGCUGUAUGUUUAGAGUCAUUACCUUGCUGGAAAAAAUAUCUUCAAAGUUGUGGAUCAGUUGGAGACUUCAUCAUAUAUUUUGCUGCAUUCAUUUUACCCUCUACCUUUACAAGCCUUCCAGGACCUGCUGUUCCUCACAUCAUGGUGCUGCUAUCACCAUGCUUCACAGUGGGGGCGGUGUGUUUGUGAUGAUAUGCAGUGUUCGGUGUCUGCCAAGCAUGGUGCCUAGUCUGCUGAACAGAAAGCUUAAUUGUGGUCUCAUCAGACCAAGGAAUCUUCUUCAGUAGACUUCAGAGUCUCAUACAUGCCUUUCUACCUUUUAUAUGCAUUUUCUAAACUCCAUGAAAUGCCCCUCCCUCCCCUGCUGACGCUGAGAGGAAACUAAACAGUGUUUCAAACCUGUAACCACAAAGUUUGUUUGCCUGCGCCUGUAUCUGAAAACCUUCCUGCUUUAGUAGGUUUCUUUUCACACAUUUUGUUUAGCCUGCAACUUGGCGGAAAAUAAUAAAAUAUCUAAAAGCUAAAAGAAGAAAUCUCUUUCAUAACAUGGAAUGAAUUAGUCUUUACUUUCAUGUGGAAAAAAUUCUUCACCAAAAGAUAACUGAAAGCGACAACAGUGGAACUAUUUUCAUCUGGCACAUUUUGCACAUUGAUAUGCCAUCUUUUAUCAUUAGUUGAUAAUUUGUUGAUGGCGAACAAAUUUGCCAGUAUUGUUUUAUGCUUCACCUUUUUGUGUGUGUGUGUGUGUGUGUGUGUGUGUGUGUGUGUGUGUGUGUGUGUGUGUGUGUGUGUGUGUGUGUGUGUGUGUGUGUAUAUAUAUAUACAGAGAGGGAGAGUGGGUGUGUGUUUAGGUGUCUGAUUUUAAUGCUGAUUACAUUCUUGUACAUUUUUGCCUCAGUUAAUUAUACUGCUAUUUCAGAUGUGAUUUGCACAACAUCUGUACAAUGCCUUGCAUUUAUUCCCAUAUUCUUGCUUAAUGCUCUAUGACUCAUUUGCAGAUAUUCUAGGUUAUACUCCUUUCUGUUGUUGUGGUUUGUUUGUUGUAUCAUGUAAAUAGAGUUUGUAUCUGUACUUUGCCACCGGAAAUUAUUAAAGUUUUACAUUCUUUUACCA
Molecule: messenger RNA, 2754 nt
Organism: Amphiprion ocellaris (clown anemonefish)
Lineage: Eukaryota; Metazoa; Chordata; Actinopteri; Pomacentridae
Product: C-C chemokine receptor type 5-like
Exons: 3
Coding region: 130-1191 (353 amino acids)
Biological process (GO): immune response; G protein-coupled receptor signaling pathway; chemotaxis
Cellular component (GO): membrane
Molecular function (GO): chemokine receptor activity
Source: RefSeq, a predicted model, not a curated record